Molecule: messenger RNA, 2242 nt
Organism: Pteronotus mesoamericanus
Lineage: Eukaryota; Metazoa; Chordata; Mammalia; Chiroptera; Mormoopidae
Gene: URI1
Product: URI1 prefoldin like chaperone
Exons: 11
Coding region: 170-1759 (529 amino acids)
Biological process (GO): negative regulation of transcription by RNA polymerase II; negative regulation of phosphatase activity
Molecular function (GO): phosphatase inhibitor activity; chromatin binding; transcription corepressor activity
Source: RefSeq, a predicted model, not a curated record
GCGGGCAGCCGGGACGCGGGCCGCGGCGGAGCGGGCGAGCGCGGCCUCCUCAGCGCGGGGCGCGCAGUGCAUGAGGGCGAGCACGCGGGCGCCGGGCAGCCGCCGGCCACGCCGCCUCCAUAAACACUUGUUUAGGACUCGUUCGCCUCGCUGAGGCCCCGGCGCAGCCAUGGAGGCCCCGCCGGCCCCGGCGCCCCUCGCCGCCGCCUCGGCCUCGGCCCCCGCCCCGCUGCGCGCCCCGGAGGUGGCGCGGCUCCGCGAGGAGCAGGAAAAGGUGGUCACCGGCUGCCAAGAGCGGAUCCAGCACUGGAAGAAGGUGGAUAAUGACUAUCACGCCCUUCAAGAAAGACUCAGCGCCCUGCCCGACAAGCUGUCUUACAACGUCAUGGUACCAUUCGGCCCCUUUGCCUUCAUGCCUGGAAAACUCGUCCAUACGAAUGAAGUCACUGUUUUGCUUGGGGACAACUGGUUUGCAAAGUGUUCAGCGAAGCAGGCUGUAGGCCUCGUCGAGCACCGGAAAGCGCAUGUAAGGAGGACGAUAGAUGAUUUAAAAAAAGUGAUGAAAAAUUUUGAAUCCAGAGUUGAAUUUACAGAAGAUUUGCAGAAAAUGAGUGACGCUGCUGGUGAUAUUGUUGAUAUAAGAGAAGAAAUUAAAAGUGACUUCGAAUUUAAAGCUAAACACCGGAUUGCUCAUAAACCUCACUCCAAACCCAAAACUUCAGAUAUUUUUGAAGCAGAUUUUGCAAAUGAUGUAAAACCCAAGGAUUCACUUGCCGACGAGGAACUGUGGGCUCGGCUUGAAGAACUAGAGAGACAAGAAGAGUCGCGGGGUGAACUUGAGAGUAAGCCUGAUACGGUGGUUGCCAACGGGGACGAUUCACCGUCUUCUGCAGAGGAGCCGGAGGAGCAGCGCCGAGAUGUGAACGGGCGGCCUGCGGGGGCGGCGCCCGCGGCCCCCAGCCGCUGCGACGGGGAAGCGCUGGGGUGCGACCCGCUCAGCGGCCAGGUGAACGGCCACGCGGCCUGCUCAGUGAACGGGCCGCGUUCUCAUCACAGCGACGGUGACGAGGACGAGGAUGAGGACGCGGACGGCGAGAGCGGGCCUGUCCACGCCGCUCUGGGGGCUGGAGACAGUCCUGUGCCAACAAUAUACUUUUCUCAUACUGUGGAGCCCAAGAGGGUUCGGAUAAAUACUGGAAAAAAUACCACUUUAAAAUUCAGUGAAAAGAAGGAGGAAGCCAAGCGGAAGCGGAAGAGCGGCUGUGGCGGUGGCCACGCCGCGCCCGAGCCGCCGACGAUCAGGACCCCGGCGGACAUCUACAGGGUCUUCGUGGACGUCGUGAACGGGGAGUACGUCCCUCGGAAGUCCAUCCUGAAGUCGCGUAGCCGGGAGAACAGCGUCUGCAGCGACACCAGCGAGAGCAGCGCCGCCGACUUCGAGGAGCGCCGUGGGCUGCUGCGGGGCCUCAGCUGGGAGGAGGCCGCGGGCAGCGACGCCAGCGAGAGCAUCGCGGAGGAGGAGCCGGAGGGCCCGGCGCAGGGUCCCGAGGCCCCGUCAGGACCGCCCGUGGCGCAGGCUUUUUCUGGAACCGUAAUAGAAAAGGACGUUUUAGCUCCCUGUGUGACCCCACACCCGGCUGGGGCUCAUCCUCCGCUGCCCCCGAUCCCCGAACGGAGAGAAGUUCCGUUGGAAGCAUCAGAAGAAGUUACAAAGAGGGUUUCAAAGUUCAAAGCUGCCAGAUUGCAGCAGAAAAACUAGGCCCUGCCCGGGAAGCGGGCGUUUGCCUCCCGAAGCCUAGUUUGGCAUGUGUUUAGAAUGCAUGUCGCAGAUGUGCUCCCUGCGGUGUGAAAUAAGGCGUCCUGAGCUCGACUGGAAGCAGGUUCUCUUAUUCCUACCAGUGGUGUCCAAAAUCCAAGCAAACGUUGAGUUCUGUCGCGUGCGGCGUGUUUCAUGAACUCUGACACCGUCCACACUCUUGUCUCGGCCUUAUGACGCAGUGGCAGCCUCUCAGUUUUUCAAAGAAUACUGUUCGCGUGCAUCGUUUCUGUGUUUCGAACUAAAUACAGGCAGUUUUGUACCAGCUGUGAUGUUGUGCAUACCAUAUGGACCGUUUUAAGGAAACUUUUAAAAUUUCAAAUAGAUUCAAGAAUUAUAUUACUUGCUUUAGUAUUUUAAAGGCACUUUAAAAAAAAAUCUACUUCUUGUAGGUUUUGCAGCUUGGUGGCUAUUUAAAUCCCUGCC